Suillus paluster is the source of this 2126-nucleotide messenger RNA. RefSeq names its product Alpha/Beta hydrolase protein. Lineage: Eukaryota; Fungi; Basidiomycota; Agaricomycetes; Boletales; Suillaceae. The record is from RefSeq and is a predicted model, not a curated record. Bases 407 to 1960 code for a protein of 517 amino acids. Gene Ontology annotation, biological process: proteolysis. Gene Ontology annotation, molecular function: serine-type carboxypeptidase activity. The transcript has 15 exons.
CCAGGUGGUCCGAUAGUGGAGAACACCAAAUGCCACUCUUAGACCAUUUAGCGCUUUCCUCAGACUCCGAGGUCAUUCUGCCAGUCUGGAACUCUUAAAUUUGAAAGUUUGUAGGUCUCGAGAGGUUACCAAACCAUGACCAGCAGCGUAUUAGCUGGGUUGCUCAUCGGCCCAACUUGAACAAGUUGGUUUAACCUAACACAAGUACCGUGAGUAAAGGAAGCAGAUAGGAGUAUCACGGCUAGCGGCCAAGUUGCCUAUCCGAUGCCAUAUCACGAACCACACCCAUACACAGUAAUAAAUCAAAUGUUCCAGAAUACUCAUUUUACAUAACCCCCCAGGAUAAUUAUGCACGACGCCAGAAGACUCGCUAUUUUCCCUUCACAGAUUGGCUUACUCGACAGUGAUGCGUCUUCUCGCCAUCUUUGCGACUCUGCUCGCAGUGGUUGCCGCUGGCGCUCGUAAGAUGACCAAGCAGGAGGUUAGUGAAUGCCAGCUCGAGGCAGCAAAGCGUUGGCAGACCAACGGUCCUGCGGCUAGAGCUCCGAAUGUGAAGCGCAGUGAUGUUCAAAACGUCACGUUCACGAACCCGAAGGCCUCAGAAUUUUACGUCAAUGGCAGCUCUCUCCCGCUUGUCGGCUUCGACGUCGGUCCUAGCUGGGCAGGUCUUUUACCCAUCAGCAACAGUCCUAACGAGACGCGUCAGCUCUUUUUCUGGUUUUUCCCUCCCGGUCCCGAAGGGAGUCUCGAUGAUUUGAUUUUUUGGACUAAUGGUGGCCCUGGCUGCUCCUCCCUCGAAGGUUUGUUGCAAGAGAACGGACCUUUCAGUUGGUCCUGGGGUCAAGCCCAACCAACGGUGAACGAACAAAGCUGGACUAACCUCUCCUCCGUCCUUUGGGUGGAGCAACCCGUUGGCACAGGAUUUUCUCAGGGCACCCCAAACAUACAGAACGAGGAUGAUCUCGCUGCUCAACUCGUCGGCUUUAUGCAGCAGUUCCUGGAAGUCUUUUCGGAACUAAAAGGCAAGAAACUGUAUCUGACUGGUGAAAGUUACGGUGGAUCAUACGUGCCUUAUAUUGCGAACUAUAUCUAUGAGAACCCCACUCUGUUAGACCUCUCAUUGCAAGGGAUGUGGAUCAAUGAUCCUUUGCUGUCGUGGUUCGUGGUGCAACAGGAAAUCCCUGCAGUGGACUUCGUGAAAAAAUAUGAUGGUCUCUUCUCUUUCAAUCAAACGUUCAUGAACCACCUCGAGAAGAAGGCUGCGAGAUGCAAUUACACUGGCUACGUGGAUAAGUACGUGACAUACCCUCCAACUGGCAUUUUUCCGCUACCAGGAGACUCUGUCGAGUUCACUACAGGCUGUGAUGUCUGGGACGACAUUUUUAAUAAUGCGCUGAUCAUCAACCCCGCUUUUGAUAUCUAUCGUAUCUGGGACACUUAUCCGAUUUUAUGGGACGUCCUUGGUUCCCCAGGUUCAUUCCUACAGCAACAAUCUCCGAUCUACUUUAACCGAAAGGAAGUGAAGAUGGCUAUCCACGCACCUGUUGACGCCGAAUGGACGGAGUGCUCCAAUAUCAAUGUUUUUCCCAAUGGAGAUGGCAGCUUGCCGUCUGCUUUCACUGUGUUACCGAAUGUCAUCGAAAAGAACCAGCGGACCGUCAUUGUGCAUGGUCUCGCGGACUUCAUUCUUAUUGCUGAAGGGUAUGACUUCGUUCACGAACCUUGCUCUCGUGCGAUAACCACUCAUUCCAUUGAAGGGAAUGGGUUACAAGGAUUCCAGACGCCUAUCGCCAAAGACAGCUUCAUUGUCGAUGGUGUGGGUGCCUACGGGACAACUCACUCAGAGCGGGGACUCACUUAUUACGAGGUAGCCUUGAGUGGCCAUAUGGUUCCGCAAUUUGCGCCAGUAGCCGCCUUCCAAAUUAUGCAGUACCUGAUGGGCUUCAGAGACACGCCGUAGAUAGACACUUGUUUUCAGUGAUGUGAGGGUCACCAUCUAGCCGGCCCUGAACCGAAGUCACGUGUAGGACUAUGGUUCUUUUCAAACCCCUGUCACGAAAGCUCACGUUCAUUCUACUUGUAUCACCUUUGUGUUUCACGCAUUGCAAUAGUACUGUUUUAUUUUU